This is a messenger RNA of Eublepharis macularius, 2691 nucleotides long. Its product is annotated as vomeronasal type-2 receptor 26-like. Gene Ontology annotation, cellular component: membrane. The transcript has 7 exons. The record is from RefSeq and is a predicted model, not a curated record. Bases 1 to 2691 code for a protein of 896 amino acids. Lineage: Eukaryota; Metazoa; Chordata; Lepidosauria; Squamata; Eublepharidae. Gene Ontology annotation, molecular function: G protein-coupled receptor activity. Gene Ontology annotation, biological process: G protein-coupled receptor signaling pathway.
AUGGAUGCAUUUAUCAUGCUUCUGCUACUCCUGAUCUUCCCUCAAGCUGAAGUCCGAUUGGGUCUUGUUACCUGUGGCAUGAAUGAUCCCUUUCUCAUCCAGCACCAGUUUCACCUGCCUGGGGACAUCAUCAUUAGUGGGAUUGUUUCUCAGCUCUUUGCCCCUACCUACGCUUCAUUUCGCUUCACUGAGAAACCCCAGGGAAAGCAUUUAAAUGAAUAUACCAUGGUGCCAAAGAACUACCAGCAUGUUCUUUCCUUGGUGUUUGCUGUGAAAGAGGUAAAUGAGAAGAGCAAGAUUUUAUCCAAUGUCACCUUGGGUUUCCACAUAUAUGAAAGCUAUUUCAGUGCAAUGAUGACUUACCAGAACACACUGAACCUUCUCUUUACUCAGGAUAAAACUGUUCUUAAUUACAAAUGUGACUUCCAGAAGAAUCUGAUAGCUGUUCUUGGAGGUCUUGACUGGGAAACUUCUCUUUACAUGGCAACCAUCUUAAGCAUCUACAAGAUCCCUCAGAAUGGGUCUGUAGAACCCAGCCCUUUCUUUCCAGAAGAGCGACCAACUGUGAAAGGGGAACUAAUGAUCUCCUAUUGCUUAUUUCCUGCAGAGAUGAUGGCUAAAACACAGCUCACUUCCAUGUAUAGGAUGGUCCCCAGUGAAGCACAUCAGUUUAAUGGGAUCAUCCUGCUUCUCCUGCAUUUCCAAUGGAAAUGGGUUGGAAUCAUUGCGUCAGAGGAUGAUAAAGGGGAAAAGUUUGCGCAAUCUUUAGCCCAAUUGUUUUCCGGGAGUGCUAUUUGUGCUGCCUUCAAUAAAAAGAUACAAGUCCAGUCAAAUGGGUUAGGUGAUAAGAUCAUAGACUACAUUGUGGGCUUGGCCAAGUUCCUAACAGAAACAGAUGUCAAUGUAAUUGUUGUAAAUGCAGACACUAGGACUAUGUUAAUUUUACAGUGGGCAUUAACAGUGGUUGAAUGGAAUGCUCUUGCACCUCUGUGCAAAGUGUGGGUCAUGACAGCCCACUGGGACUUCUCAUCAGAGACAUUUCACAGGUUUCUGGAUACACAAGUCUUCCACGGGGCUUUAUCCUUGGCAAUUCACUCUAGUCAGGUGCAAGGGUUCAAAUCUUUCCUUCGAACCUUGAAUCCCUACUCUGAGGAAGAUGGUUUUAUCCGGAUCUUUUGGGAGCAGGCAUUUGACUGUGCGUUUCCAGAUACUGAUGUGGGUGAAGCGACUGGGAAUCGCUGCACUGGGGAAGAGAAACUGGAGGGCAUUCCUGGGCCUUUUUUUGAAAUGAGCAUGACUGGACAAAGCUACAGCAUCUACAAUGCUGUCUAUGCCAUGGCACAUGCUUUGCAUGCCAUGAUUUCAUCCAGAACCAAACACAGAAUAAUAGCAUGUGACCGUGGAUGGGAGCCUCUGAAGCUACAACAGUUUCAGCUUCACCAUUUUCUGAAGAGCAUCAACUUUAACAACAGUGCUGGGGACAAGGUGUCUUUUGAUGAGAAGGGUGAACUAGUUUCUGGGUUUGAUAUAAUCAACUGGAUCACAUUCCCAAAUAAAUCAUUCUUCCGGGUGAAAGUAGGAGAAAUGGACCCCCAAGCUCCAUGGGACAGAGAUCUCACUAUUGAUGAGAAGAUAAUUACAUGGCACAAUAGAUUUAACCAGGUUAUGCCUCUUUCUCUGUGCAAUGACAACUGCCCUGCAGGUUACAGCAUGAAAAGUAAGGAGGGGACGCCGUUUUGUUGUUAUGAUUGUGUCCGGUGUCCUGAAGGGAAGAUUUCUACCCAUAAAGAUACAGAUGAUUGUUUCAAAUGCCCAGAAGAUCAGUAUCCAAACAAGGAUAAAAAUGGAUGUCUUCCGAAGAGACUAAAUUACCUGGCUUAUGAUGAAUUCUUGGGCAUUACUUUGGCUGUUCUGGCUCUGUCUCUUUCUUUCACCACAGCUUUCAUGCUGGCCGUCUUCAUAAAGCAUUGGAAGACCCCCAUUGUCAAAGCCAACAAUCGACAACUCACCUACUGUCUGCUACUUGCCCUCUUGUUCUGUUUCUUCUGCUCCCUGAUGUUCAUUGGCAAGCCACAGAAACUGAGCUGCCUUCUACAACAAACUGCUUUUGGUGUCAUCUUUGUGGUGGCUGUUUCUUCUGUAUUGGCUAAAACUAUCACAGUGGUUCUGGCUUUUAUGGCAACUAAACCAGGAUCCAGGAUGAGGAAAUGGAUGGGGAAAGGAUUAGCUAAUGCUGUUGUUCUUUGCUGCUCAUUUAUUCAAGCAAGUAUUUGCUUGAUAUGGCUAUGUACUGACCCCCCAUUCCCAGAAGUUGACAUGCACUCUCUGGCAGAAGAAGUCAUACUUAAAUGUAAUGAAGGGUCAGUCCUCAUGUUCUCCUGUGUCCUUGCUUAUAUGGGAUUUCUGGCUCUUAUCAGCUUCUUUGUGGCUUUCUUUGCAAGGAAGCUUCCUGAUACUUUCAAUGAAGCCAAGUUUAUUACUUUCAGUAUGUUGGUGUUUUGCAGUGUUUGGCUUUCCUUUGUUCCAACCUACCUGAGCACCAAAGGGAAAUAUAUGGUGGCUGUGGAGGUCUUCUCUAUCUUGGCCUCCAGUGCUGGAUUACUGGGUUGCAUUUUUUCUCCAAAACUUUAUAUAAUUAUGCUGAGACCUGAACUGAACAGCAAGGAACUCCUCAUAAGGAGUAAGAACUGA